GGUAGUCACUUGACUCAUGACUAUUGUACAUUAGUCUGUGCUGACAAGUAGUGGGAACUGGGACCACUGAACUGAAAUCUAAACAUCGGUUAUUGAUAAAUAUUGUUUCUAAUUUAAUUGUAAAUCUAAGCUUUCUUAUUGAAGUAUAUGAUAAAGUUUAGUAUAUUAUGAUGAAUUUUUCGUGUGAUUUGUCUCAAUCAAGUGAAUAUUUGAGUUUUAGGAGUAGUGUCCCGUUACGAAAGAUAGUUGUGGAUUCUGAUGGAAUCAAGGCUUGGAAAAUAUUUGAUAGUGGUCCGAAAUCUGUUACUUGUCCCUUGAUAUGCUUACCUCCUGUUUCUGGAACAGCUGAUAUAUUUUAUAAGCAAGUAAUGGGACUUGCAUCUAGAGGUGUAAGGGUUAUUGCAGCUGAACCUCCACCUUAUUGGAAUAUCAAAGAAUGGUGUGAUGGUUUCAAAAAGCUUAUUGACUACCUUGAACUAGAUAAAAUUCACAUUUUUGGAACGUCUUUAGGAGGAUUCAUUGCACAAAAAUUUACACAGUAUACUCAGAAUUGUCCACGUGUAGUGUCACUUGUAUUGUGUAACACAUUCACAGACACAACUGUCUUUGAGUACAAUGACUCAGUUGCACUGUUUUGGCUUCUACCAUCACUGGUUUUGAAAAGAAUGCUUAUGGGUAAUUUUGCUGUUGAUAAAGUUGAUAAGAGAAUUGCAGAUUCCAUAGAUUUUAUGGUUGAAAAGCUGGAAUCUUUAACUCAAUCAGAGCUAGCAUCCCGAUUGACCUUAAAUUGUACUCCAUGCUAUGUUGAACCACAGCAUCUAUAUAAUUUGCCAAUCACUAUUAUGGAUGUUUGGGAUGAAAGUGCCCUAAGUUCAAGGGUGAGAGAAGAUCUUUACAAAUCCUAUCCACAAGCAAAACUAGCACAUUUGAAAAGUGGAGGGAACUUUCCAUAUUUAAGCAGAAGUGACGAGGUCAAUUUACAUUUACUGAUUCAUUUGAGGCAAUUCGAUGGUACGGACAUCUCGGCUUCUUACUUAAGUUUACACAAAAUGCCAGCUCAAAAUGACGAUAAUGCCGAGGAAGGUUCAGUCAGUUACUUCAACCAGAGGGAUAAGUUUGUUAAAAUAUCGUAAAUGUUUUAUAUUGUUAUGUAAUUUACGAAUUUAAUAUUAGCGCUAGAACAUUCCUGUUUAAUAUUUUGUGUGUUUAAACUCCUAUAAAUGCAGUUACUAUGACUAGUCUAAACGAAAUUCUAUUUAUUAUUUGCCAAAAAUGUAUAAAAUUAUACAUAAUUGAUAAAAAUUAAUACAAUAGAUGACGAAAAGGUUAUUUUGACUGGGUUUUUCACUGAUCCGAUAUAGUAAGUAAAAUUAGCUAAUACGUAUUUACAAGUAUAUCAAAAAUUAAUCAAUGAUGCAAAACUCAGUGAAAUUUAACUUCCAUUUUAAUUUAAGAUACUAUUUAAAAAAUAACAUAUUUUAAUAUGAAGUUUAUACAAUAAAUUUAUAUAACAAUAAAUGUCAUUAUCAAUUAUUUAUUGUAUUUAAUAGCGUUACAUACAUUUUAAUAUCAAGAUGAUUUCAUACAAGAUUUAAUAAGGAAUUUAUUAUUCCUAAUAAAAAACUUGCAGAUUUAUUAUUAUUCACUGAUGUAUUAAUUAUUACCAACAUCACAUAAUUAUCAACACACUUUGAGUUUUAAUAAAAAUUAAAUCUAAUUUAAUUAAACUACAUUCUCUUUUUGUCAAAUGGUGUUUAUGCUGUGUUGAAAAGAGACAAAAGUAUUUUGGUUAAGACAUUAAUUUCAAUUAAUAUACAACCUAGUUGCUGUGACCGAUGAAGUUUGGAAACCUUAUAACAUGUAAUAAGACUGUUUUAUGAAUCUUAUGAAAAAAAAUAUGGUCUUAUGGUUAAAAGUUAUUAAAUAUAUAUUUACUAAUUUGUUUAGUAUAUUAAUAUAGAAAUAACUUAGGGCCUAUUGCUCUAAAUCUACCAAAUUCUUUGGUGGAUUUCUAAACGAUCAAAACAUGGACUAUGUUUUGUCCUUCUCACUCUAGUGCCAAUAAUCGAAAAGGCAAUAUAUAGAAUCUUAAGUUGACAACCAAUUGUUUUAAGUAUGCAAAUUGCUUUUGUUAUUUCAAAAACUUAUUAAAGCUAGAUUUUUUACGAUUAUUAAAUAAAAUACCAAAGUUAA
Messenger RNA from Pieris rapae (cabbage white), 2193 nucleotides. RefSeq names its product maspardin-like. Lineage: Eukaryota; Metazoa; Arthropoda; Insecta; Lepidoptera; Pieridae. The transcript is spliced from 5 exons. The record is from RefSeq and is a predicted model, not a curated record. Bases 168 to 1133 code for a protein of 321 amino acids.